GCGCGAGCUCUCCCCCCGCCAGCUGUCCCUCGCGGCCUGGUCGCUGGCGCGGCUGCGGGAGGCGAGCUGGGCCCGGCCCGGCGGGGAGCGGCGUCCAUGGGACGAGAUCUUAGAUGGAGGGCCCGAAAGCCGUGAACAUGCGGGUGUCGGGCUCUUCCUUAGAGGCGACCAACGCACAGAAAAUGCACUUGGACCCGCAGGCCAUCUCCAUGGUCCUCUGGGCCUGCGCAACGCAGCGCGCUGCCGCCGGCACGCUGCCGCGGCACCUGGCGGAUCAGGCCGCGGCGCAGCUGCCCCGCCUCUCCCCGCAAGGGGUAGCGAACGUCCUGUGGGCAUGUGCGCACCUCAGGCUUCAGCGGCCGCCCCUCGCCGCCGCACUCGCCGCGCACCGCACCGGCCUCGUCGCUGGCCUCGGCCUGGCUGGCGUGCCACCGCAGGCGGCCGCGAAUGCGCUGUGGGCGCUUGCGAGGCUGCCCGCUGCCGACGCUGGCGUCCGCGGGCUCUUCGACGAGGUUGCAGAGGCCGCCCUGCGUCGAGCGCCAGAGUGGCGGCCGCAGGAGGCCGCCGCGGUCGCGUGGUCCGUCGCCGUGGCGCGGGCGCGAGGCACGGCGGCGCGAGGCGUGCUGCUGCAAGCCGCGGGGCAGGCCGCCGAGCUCGCCAACUGCGGCGGGGCUGCUGCCAGAGACGAGGCGUCCUGCCGCCUGCUCGCAGGCGCGGCCUGGUCACUGGCAGCGGCUGGGCUGCGGCAAGCACCCCUUUGGGACAGCCUAGCUGCAGCGGCGGUGCGUCUUGCACCCGCGCUCAGCUCCCAGGAGCUGGCAAACACCUCGUGGGCGUUCGUCACAGCAUCCGCCGCCGACGCGCCAGGCUUGCUGCCGGCGCUCGCAUCGGCCGCGCCAGCGCACCUGCCAGAGCUCGCCGGAGCCGAGCUGUCCGCCGUGUCGUGGGCGCUGGCCCCCAGCCGCCACAGGGAUCCGCCCUGGCUUGGUGCGCUCGGCACCGUGAUCGCCAAAGACGCCGGCCAGCUCGAGCUGCACAGGCUUGCGUCCUUGGCGUGGUCCUGGGCGACGACGGAAGGCGAUCCCGAGCUGCUCUCCACCCACGUGCUGCCUGCCGCGCAGGCGCACGUUCGGCGGCUCAGUGGGCCAGGUUGCGCGCCAGCUGGGGCGGCCGCGGAGGAGGCGGUGCUGCAGCUGGCGUGGUCCUUCUCCCCGCUGGGCGUCAGCGACGAGCACUUCCUGGCAGACGCAGAGGCGCUGCUCAGGAAGGCCGGGCGCGAGCGCGAUCGCCGCGCCAGGAGUGCAGCCGAGGAGGCGGCCAGGGCAGCAGGGGCGCGGCCCGCGUGCGCCCCGGCGGAUGACGCCCCCGCGGUGGUCCACGUGUGGCAGGACGUCGCCUUCGUGCACAAGCCGCCCGGCUGGGAGGUGGACGGCGGGGCAGACGCCGGCACCGCGCUCACGGCCCCGCGCCGCGGCGUGCGCAGGCCGUCUUUAUGCCAUUGUUUGCUUCCCUGCCAUCGUCCGCGACGCGGCCGCGGGCUUCGGCCUCAUGGGGCGGCUCGACGUGCCGUCGUCCGGGCUGGUGCUGUGCGCGCUCUCGCACGAGGCCCAGCGCGUGCUGCGCCUCUGGCAGGACGCGCGCGCCGUCGAGCGGGAGUACGUCGCGCUCUGCCACGGGCACCUCCAGCAGGGGCUCGGCCGCAUCGACACGCCGCUGAGGGCGUCGCCGGGCGCGGCCACCGAGGCGCGGGCCGACGGUCUGCCCGCCCUCACGCUGGCGGCGCCCUGCGCCUGGCUGCGGGGCGCGGCCCAGGGCUUCGAGGGGGAGCCCUACAGCCUGGUGGUCAUCUCCAUAGCCUCGGGGCGGAAGCACCAGGUGCGGUGCCACCUCGCGUCCCUGGGGCACCCCGUGGUGUGCGACGCGCGGUACGCGCCCGGCAGCUUCCCCCGCGACCGCAGCUGGUGCCCCAGGAACUUCCUGCACAGGUACCGGCUGGGGCUCCCCCGCGCGGGCCGCGACGGCGGCCGCGCCGAGGCCGCGGCUCGGCUGCCCGACGACCUCCGCGGCGCCUUGCGCGCACUGCGUGCGGCGGCGGCCGAGG
Prorocentrum cordatum is the source of this 2101-nucleotide messenger RNA. The record is from the annotation of a GenBank genome assembly. Lineage: Eukaryota; Dinophyceae; Prorocentrales; Prorocentraceae.